Messenger RNA from Momordica charantia (bitter melon), 1633 nucleotides. RefSeq lists its product as uncharacterized. Lineage: Eukaryota; Viridiplantae; Streptophyta; Magnoliopsida; Cucurbitales; Cucurbitaceae. The record is from RefSeq and is a predicted model, not a curated record.
GGUAGCCACGCCAAAAUUACCUCCCGUAGCGCGAAAAUCAGCUCCGCCGUCUCUGCCACCGGCCACCGUUCGCCGUCACGCUGCCCUGGUGGGCGUCCUCCUCAAUCGCACAAUAGCUCUUGAUCUCUUCCUCUUUUCUGAUGUCUCCAGUUCGUAUUCUUGUUAUGUAUAAUGGGGAUUGGAUUUUUAGUGAGAAUGGUUUUGAAUUCAAUGGUGACAAAUUAAAAGGAAUCAUUGUUGAUGAGAAGAUUACUUAUUCUGAUCUUCUGGACAGAGUCUAUGAUAUUGUCAAAGUUGACCCAACUGAAUUUGUGGCCACUUUGAAAUGCUUGUAUAAAGCUCACGUCCCAACUCCACCAACAGAGAUAUUAGACAAUGAAGAUGUUGAUUUUUUCAUAGGUGAGAAUCUUGUAGAUGACCAUAGCAGGAGAACACCGUUGUGCGUCACUAUCAAACGUAGAGAAUCACUAAAUGAAGGGAAGGAGGUGCAUUAUCCAGCUCCAUUCGACUCCGGAAGUGUAAGUAACCAAACUUCUGGUUUUGUGCCUACUGCACAAAAUUCUCAAUUUCCUCCCUUUAUCGCUCUUACUGAAAUUGAAGAACAAAACACAACUGCCAUAAGUUGUGGUCCUCAUGCAGACAUGAAUUGUGAUGAUGGGUUGCAAAAUGUUCAACAUGAUGACUGUAAUGAUGAUAGAGGACAUGAUAACGMUGCUGAAAACGGGCAUAUGCAGAAUGAUAAUUAUGGAUGUAGUGAUGAGAUUCAUCACCAUACCUCCAAUAAUAUGUCUUUCGAUAGUCUUUCUGAUCGAAAUGGCAGAAAAAGCAUACAAGAAUAUGCAACUUCUGAGCCGAUGAACCUGAGCAUUCAACCAUGUUUAUAUUCUGAGCAGCUGAAUAUUAAUGUCCCAAAAACUUUAACUAUUGAGCAGUUGAUGUCCAAUGAUAUUAUAGCAGUAGGCCAGUCUUAUCCAAGCAAGAAGGACGUGCAGAGCAAAUUAAGUCUUAUGGCUAUAAGGGAGAAUUUUGAGUUCAAAGUAAGGCGUUCGACAAAAGAUUUAUUGUUCGUUAUAUGUGUUGACAAAAGUUGCAAGUGGCGAGUUCGGGCAUCGAAGAUGAAUGAUUCCGACUGCUUCUUGAUAAGAAAAUUCCAUAAUUCCCACACUUGUUUGACAGAAAAGUUUCAUCGUAAUCAUCAUCAAGCCAGUAGUUGGGUUGUUGGUCAGUUGAUCAAGUCCAAGUUUGAGGAAGGUGCAUCUGAUUAUAGACCAAAUGACAUCAUUAAGGAUGUGGAGAAACAGCUUGGAGUUACAAUCUCUUAUGAUAAGGCCUGGAGGGCGAGGGAAAUCGCUCUUCGAUGCCUAAAGCGAUCGAGGGAUCGCGAGAAGCGAUCCCGUGGUAGACCGAGGAAGGAAAAAACUGUAACUACUGACAAAGAGCCAUCCCUGCGAUUGUGCGGGACAUGUGGUGCCCGGGGUCACAAUAGAAAAACCUGUAGGAGUCUCAUUGUUCAGCAGUGUCAGUGAAAUGUUAGAGAACUGGGAGUACAAAGAAUAGGUAGAGCUUGACUAUUUUUUCUCUUUUUUUUUGGAUAUUUAAUAUAUGAAAUAUGAUAUUAUUUUGCUGAUGAUCA